Aplysia californica (California sea hare) is the source of this 2441-nucleotide messenger RNA. RefSeq lists its product as uncharacterized. Lineage: Eukaryota; Metazoa; Mollusca; Gastropoda; Aplysiida; Aplysiidae. The coding region runs from base 221 to 1834 and encodes 537 amino acids. The transcript is spliced from 6 exons. The record is from RefSeq and is a predicted model, not a curated record.
AUAGGUAGGGUAUCCGCGAAGCAUGUUUUGGUUGAUGUUCUCAUUUCCGCGAAGCUUCCGAUCAGUGUAUAAAAUUUGAUGAAAACCCGAACAGUGUCAACAAACAGCGAAGACAAAUGAUUGCAAGAAAAUAACUCAGCUUUUAACUGAACCACAAAGUUGUCGACUUGGGUUUUUCAAGAAUAAUAUCUAUCCCGCUGUAAUAAAAAUCAACGCAAAAAUGGCUAUGCCCCCUGGCGGCCCGAUGGAAGUGGUUUUCUCAUUUGAUACCACUGGCUCCAUGUCGCAAGUGCUCGAUGAGGUUAAGGGUCGUAUCAACGACAUUGUGCAGCGCCUUCAAGCCGAUAUACCCGGCUUUAGAGUGGGCAUCAUCGCCCAUGGGGACUACUGUGAUGCUGAGCAUUUUUACGACAUUCGCCUAUUGGACCUGACAGAGAACGUUGUUGACGUUGUGACUUUUGUCGCUAACACAGAAGGCACAGGAGGUGGGGAUAUCCCAGAGUGCUACGAGCUCGCUCUUCGUCGUGCGUGCGAAAUGUCCUGGAGCCCGGGAAGUCGACGAGUGUUGGUUGUUAUUGGCGACGCUUACCCCCACGGUCCUGACUACGACAUGAACAAAGACGGUAUUGACUGGACCCAGGAACUCAAUACGCUUAUUUCAAAGGAUGUGAAGGUAUAUGGGGUUCAAGUUCAGGAAGAUCCAGACUCGACAUCAUUCUUCCAAAAACUGUCCAGAGACUCCGGAGGUCAACAUCUGAAACUGGCCAACAUGGGCACAAUCUGCCAGGUUAUCAUGGGGAUCUGCUACAGAGAGCAAGGAGCAGAAAUGUUUCUGAAUUAUGAAGCGGAGUUGCGUGCAAAGCAAGGAACAAGCAUUGGCGCUGAUCUGGAAAAUGUUCUGGGUACACUUCGCCAUGAUGACUCUGUUCAGAGUCUGAUAAAUGGAAAAAAAGACGACAACGACAAAGAUGUUGCAGAUAUUGCUUCAGACAUGGACGCUUCUGAUCUUGACGGAGAUGACAGUGGAUUUGGUGAAAGUCUGUCUACAUCUACGAGAGGUAGCGAAACGAAACUUUCCGGAAAAAUAAAAGUUUCAAAAGGUUCAAAGACCGGAAAAGCAUCUAAGGAGACAACGAAACAUCUCCAGAAUCCAUCAGAUGUGAAACAGAUUUCCAGGGCAAAGAGAGGAUGUGCUGCAAAAGUUCUAAACCAGAAAGAGAGGAAGAUAAUCCAAACUAAAACCUCAACCGGACAUGAAGCAGUUGCCAAGAGAAAGAAGAGAGCGACACAGAAGAAACCCACUCCAGCUCUGCGUCCCAUGCGGGAAUGUGUUUCUGCCCAAAAGUUUGCCUACAAGAACCUCUCAUGGUCUCGGUGGCAGCCGGCAGUGAUCCCAGCACAAGGGAAACUGAGAGGACAGUGGAGACAGAUCUCUCAAAGUGGCUCUCAGUAUUUCUGGAGAUCCGAUCUGCUGAAACUUUGCAAGUCCAGACUGGAUACACUACCUGGACAUGCCACUCUGUUUGAAGUCGGGGUACAUUCACCCGGAAAUAGACGGAUCAAAGUGGUGUACGUCAAGUCCUCAAAAGUUAUAGGUGACAAAUCAAGAGGUGUGUUCAGCUUGCCCUGGUAUAGCGGAAUGUUCCGCAGUAUUCGGAAACAGCUCAACGAGUCUGUUAAUGCCAAUGGCUGUGUGGAUAAAGUGUGUGUAAGGUGGGCCUUUGUCAAUGAGGACUCGAAGGCAGUAAAGAAGAAUAUUCUUAAGGAAUAUGACUAUGCUUGGAAUGGUAGCCGCUCUGAUUUUGGUGUCAAUUUAACCGAAGUCAACUCAUGAAUGCACUAGUCUAGGGGUUCCAUUCUUGAAAGAUAUUCUGUUUUUUCAAGUAUAAAACCCCAAACAUAAUUAUUAUGACCUUAUGCAGUUGGGAGUGCAGUAAAAUCCUCUCGCUCUUUCUUUCUCUCUCUCUCCCCCUCCCUCUCUCUCUGUCUCUGUCUCUCUCUCUCUGUCUCUCUCUCUCUCUUCCCCUCCCCCCAAGCGUUGUGAAUCCUCCAGAUCGGCCAUCACUAACACAUUAUGAGUCAAAACAGCCUAGCAACAAAAUUACCUGAAUUGUGUAAAUUUAUGGUACACGUAUCAUUAUGAUAUUGAUUAAUAUUAUUUUAUAUUUUUAAAUCUGUUUUUCUAUCAAUGUUGUGAUAUUGCCAAAAGUAUCAAAUCUAGUGCUCAAACUUUUGUUUGCAAAUUAUAUAAUUAUGUCACUAGAUAAGUUCUUUUUUGUGAUUGGCUUUUAAAUUUAUUGUAUUUUACGUAAUAGAUCUAUUACGUAUUCAUCCAGAUUACAUGACCUCAUUGUGUCAGUUGUGCCAUAAAACAUUUCAUAUCUACUUAUUGUCAUUAUAGUUAUAGUGUUCAUAAGAAAGUAUAGACAUUUCAUUAUGGU